Molecule: messenger RNA, 653 nt
Organism: Vicugna pacos (alpaca)
Lineage: Eukaryota; Metazoa; Chordata; Mammalia; Artiodactyla; Camelidae
Product: interferon alpha-6-like
Biological process (GO): defense response
Cellular component (GO): extracellular region
Molecular function (GO): cytokine receptor binding
Source: RefSeq, a predicted model, not a curated record
AUGGCCCUCCCAGUCUCUGCGUUGUUGGCCCUGGUGAUGCUGUGUUCCAGCGCCUCUUGCUCCCUGGGGUGUGAGCUGCCGUGGAGCCAUGGCAACUCAGAAACCGACACACUGUUGUGGCAAAUGGAAAGAAUCUCCAUUUGGUCCUGUCUGAAGGAUAGGACUGACUUCAGAUUUCCUCAGACACUUGUCGAUGGGAACCAGGUUGAGAAGACACAAGCCAUAGAUGUCGUGCAUAAGAUGCUUCAGCAGACCUUCAACCUCUUCAGCACAAGUGACUCUGCAGCGGCUUGGGACAAGACCCUCCGGAAGAGAUUCCUCACGGUACUUGAUCUGCAGCUGGAUGGUCUGGAGCCAUGCUUGUCGGAGGAAAAGAAGGUGGGACAGUCAUCCCUGGGAAGCGAGAAUUCCAGCCUGGCUGUGAAGAGUUACUUCGAAGGAAUCAGUCUCUACCUGAAAGAGAAAAAAUACAGCCUCUGUGCCUGGGAGGUGGUCAGGGUGGAAAUCAGAAAUCGGUUGGUCCUUGUUAACAAGCUCAUCGGAAAACUCAGGAAAUGAGCAAGAUAUUGAGGCUGAGAUCGGUUCAUCUGAUUGACUAAAUGGUUAUUUUCUAAGACUGAAAAUGCAAUCUUUAACUUUAUUUUUAUGCCAAG